Messenger RNA from Triplophysa rosa, 1519 nucleotides. RefSeq names its product protein turtle-like. The coding region runs from base 40 to 1134 and encodes 364 amino acids. Lineage: Eukaryota; Metazoa; Chordata; Actinopteri; Cypriniformes; Nemacheilidae. The transcript is spliced from 8 exons. The record is from RefSeq and is a predicted model, not a curated record.
AAAUAAGAUCAUUCUUAAGUUUGAAGUUUGACUGCAACAAUGAACAACAGCUUCAUUAUACACAAUCGUAAGAGAAUGGACUUUAACUUUGCAUUCAUAUCACUGAUUCUACUGACGAACAUUAAAGACAUUCUAACAUUGGAGCCCAUACGUGUAAUCUGUGAACACAAGAACAUUUGUGCAUUGAGUGAUACCGAUGUGACACUGAGGUGCUCUUACUCAAACAUCAGCAUCAAAACUGGGUUCUGGUUCAGCCACAAACAGAGUCAAAACUGGAGAGAAAGUGAUGAACCUGAAGAUAUAGCUUUGGAUUUCGACUACUCAGGACGAGUGAAGCAGCAGAUCACUAUACGUCAGUCAGAUCUCACAAUAAGAGACGUGAGAGAGAGAGACUCUGGAGAAUAUCAGCUCAUGUUCAUUAUGAAGGAUGGAGUUAAACACAUCAGCUCAGUCACAGUCCAUCUAACAGUCACAGGUGUGUCUAAUAGCGGCUGUUGGGAUGUGACUUACACGUCUAGAAGAGUUUGUGCUUUAGUGGGAUCAACAGUAGAAAUUCACUCUUCAUACUCCCAUCCCACUGGAUAUACAGUAGUGAACACAUACUGGCAUUUGCCAAACCUCAGAUUAAGAGAUCUGCGUGAUGAGCAGCAGUUUGCUGGUCGUGUGGACUAUGUGAGGAACGCACUGAGAAUCAAAGACGUCAACAUGAGCGACUCUGGAGAAUAUCAAUUCAGAAUCAUCACUAACACUUCAGACGGCACAUUGUCUGGUUCACCUGGAGUCAUUCUUACUGUUACAGACACACAGGUGAUAAGCAGCCCAACCGUUGUGUCAAAGGGACAGAAAGUGAUAUUAAGCUGUUCAACCAAAUGCACUCUGGAUAACAACAUUACAUUCUUGUGGUUCAAGAACGGGAAGCCGGUAAAGGAUGGUUUCAAGCUAUUCAACAAGCUGUACCUGAACUCAGUCAACAAUGACGAGCUGAAAGAAUAUUCCUGUACCGUCACAGGACCAGUGGAAAGUCAAGUGUCUGUUCAUUCUGACUUUCUGAUCUUUCUGAUUGUGUUUGUGGUUCAAGCACUCAUUAUAGGCGCUGUCUGGGUGUGGUUUUUUAUUGAAAAACUUCUUGUCUAAAAACCAUAUUGAUGACAAAAACGAAGAGAUGUGGAUGUCUCAUAUGUCUGCAUACAUCUGCUUACUCUCCAAGAACUGGUGGCAUGAACACAAUAAUACAGUAAUAUCACAUACACUGGGAUAAUAUUUGCUCAGUUUGCAUAACUCCUUCAUUGGGUUUUUAUAUUUAAAGUAAUCUACUGCACAUUUAAUAUAAAAAACUAGAAUCUUUAAUACAGCAUAGCACUAGUCUUUUAGCAACAUUUUGCUUUUGUUUUGCCAGAUGUAUUUCUUUCAUUUUCUAAAAAAAUAAAGUCUUGUGUAUAGACUCCUUUAUUUGUUAAGUGAGCAAUUGCUGCAUAUGUGCAUGUACUGGAAAUGGAAGAUGAAUAUUUCGUGUUUUAAA